AUGAUUCUUUCUAUUUUUCUAGUCUUUUUAUAUUUGAAUAAUUUUAUAAAUGCUGAAGAAACAGAAAAGGUAUUCCAGUUAUUUUUAAACAAUUCGAACAUUUGUUUUUUUUUCAGUUUGAUAAUGCUACCACACCACUUCCACCAUUAUCUGAUAGUGUAAAUUAUGCUGAUAAUCGUAUGAAAGCAAUUGGUGAAUAUUUCAGUGAUUUGAUGGGUUGUGGUGAUGAAGGAUGGUGUGCUUUCAGAUGGUAAUAUUUUCACAUUUGCUGUAAAUGUUUAAUUAGCAUUGUGAUUUUUAGUUGUCCAACAUCAACAACUCGACGCUUCUAUCCAAACCCAAACUACAAUACUCAACAGUAUGGUCGAAUUUUGGAGAACACUAGAAAAACACCAUACAUGAAUAGAAAUCCAGUGAUGCGAACGACAACAACAACUUUGUCACCAGCCAAACAUUGCGCCAAAGCGUGUAUGCCACAAUGUACUACGCGAUGUCUUCAGGUUAGAUGGUUUUUGAGCUGAAUAACAAAUAUUUUUUUGCUUUUGGCCACUGAUUAUUAACAUGCUAGGCAACGUUGCAUACAAGAGUACUUGAACUUUCACACAACAAAAAAGAGAGCAUGAAUUUGAAGUUUUUCGAGUGAGGAAAAGGAGUGGGGGCACAGGAAUUUUCAAAAGCCUUGUCUAUGGUUUUGCAAAAAAUUUUGUAAAAGGAAUUGGAUCCAAAUAAUUUUAUAUGUGAUUAUUGUAAUAAAUUUGGAACUAACAAGUUAAUCUGAGAACUGAUGUUUUCAAUACUGAUCUAAUUUUCAGAGAUACAAUCAAAUCGUCUCAUCAUUCAUGAACUCUCUAACCGCCAUCGAUGUUAUGGGUCAACCAGUCAGUGAUAACGCUAGAAAUAUUCGAUUCUCACCAAGAAAACGAAUCGAAUGUCGUGAUGAAUGUAUGCCAUAUUGUACACCCCAAUGUAUCGAAGCAUAUUCACACGCGGCAAAGAGAGCUGAACCAAAAGUUUGCAAGCCAGGUACAAAAUUUUCUCAUCAAAAAUAUAACGAACUUUUUUUCAGUUUGUAUGCCAGAAUGUACUGAUGAAUGUAUCACAAGUCCUCCUUUGAUGGUUCCGUGUGUUUAUGAUAAUGUUUGUCAUUGUCCAGCUGGGUAAUUUGGAUAGCCUCUUUGGGAAAUAUGUAUAACCUGUUUUCAUGUUUGUAGGUAUGUGAAAUGCAGUGAGAUGACUUGCUGUAUGAAAUACAAAACUAUGGCUGUUCGAUAUAAUAAUCGAAUGACUUCAAUGUCAUACAAUGAAAAUGAUGAAACAUUGGAAACGGUUUGCUUUUGAUUGGGAAUUUCAAAAAUACGUGAAAUUUAUUUUUUUUAGACUACCUCUAACAACAGUACUGUUUCUGCAACAACUGACGAAAAUGAGACAAGUGAGAUUUAUUUUUUUUUUAAAGACUAUUUGUUUCACUCACAUUGAGUUUUUCAGCAACUACAUCAAUUUCCUCUGACGAAGAGAGCGAAGAAGAAUCAAAAUAA
Messenger RNA from Caenorhabditis angaria, 1535 nucleotides. The record is from the annotation of a GenBank genome assembly. Lineage: Eukaryota; Metazoa; Nematoda; Chromadorea; Rhabditida; Rhabditidae.